Aplosporella prunicola CBS 121167 is the source of this 729-nucleotide messenger RNA. RefSeq lists its product as uncharacterized. Lineage: Eukaryota; Fungi; Ascomycota; Dothideomycetes; Botryosphaeriales; Aplosporellaceae. Bases 367 to 720 code for a protein of 117 amino acids. The record is from RefSeq and is a predicted model, not a curated record. The transcript has a single exon.
GCGACCGCGACGCGGGCGCAAGACGGCGCUCUCCUCCCCCUCCGCGAGGCCCGCGCGGCGGAGCCUCCGCGCACGCAGCAGCACCCAGCAGGCCGGGGCCCAGCAGCCGCGCCGACAAUCCCCCGCCGUCGACGAGCAUGGAUGUGGAUGGCGAUGAUGACGACGAGGAGGCGCAGAUGCGCCGCGUCAUGGGCUUUGCGGGGUUCCGGAGCACGAAGAACACAAAGGUGCCGGGCAAUGAUCGGAAUUAUGCGGUGCGCAAGGAGAAGAAGACGGAGUACCGGCAGUACAUGAACAGGGUUGGCGGGUUCAAUCGCCCGUUGUCGCCUAGUAGGACUUGAGGUUGAGGGAGGAGUUAGUGGGGGGAUGGAUGGACGGGGAGGAUUCAAACUACAGCUUCUUCUACUAUUGCUUCCUUACUGCUCGCACGCAGCCUUGGCGCGGGAUCCCAUAAAACCAAUUCGCGCACUCAAUCUCAAACCCAGACUCGUAGAUUCACACAGCACGCACGCGCGGCCGCACUUUUGGCGGCGGCGGUGGCGACGCGUAGCGCAGGUGGCCAUAGCUCCCAUCCAUCCCGCAUGCCAAUGCCACGUCUCCCUCACGUCCGUCCUCCGCUGCUGCUGCUCCCACGCACGCACAACCAAUCUCUCCAUUGAUCCUCCACUUCAAGACCAACAACAGACACGGACGCACGCUUCCGCCCAAUGGUCCGCCUGAAAGCCCGUC